Limanda limanda (common dab) is the source of this 2943-nucleotide messenger RNA. RefSeq names its product ADAM metallopeptidase domain 22 (gene adam22). The record is from RefSeq and is a predicted model, not a curated record. NCBI's taxonomy places the organism in Eukaryota, Metazoa, Chordata, Actinopteri, Pleuronectiformes, Pleuronectidae. The coding region runs from base 1 to 2943 and encodes 980 amino acids. The transcript is spliced from 32 exons. Gene Ontology annotation, biological process: proteolysis. Gene Ontology annotation, molecular function: metalloendopeptidase activity. Gene Ontology annotation, cellular component: postsynaptic density membrane.
AUGAUGCUGAUGAUGAGGAGCCCGCGAUGGUGGAUUUCCCUUUUGUGCGUCUGUGGACUGAUGCACGUCGGUCACCAGAGCAGCGCAAAUACCCCGAAUGGAGACGCCUUGCCGGGCUUGAAGGCUCUGCGGGAUGCAGGCAGGCUCGCAGGGAAGGAGGACACGGUGCCUCUCCGCCUGCUCUACAGCAGACACAACCACAGCCAGAUCACACAGGAUGAGCUCAGCACCCGGGUGAAAGCCAGCCCCGGCUCCGCACAGGUGAACCAUGUGGCCCAAGCAAGCUUUCAAGUCGAGGCCUUCGGGAGAGAAUUCAUCUUGGAUGUGGAGCUGAAUCAUGAUCUGCUGUCUUCGGGGUACGUGGAAAGGCAUUUGUCAGAAAAAGGGAAGGCUGUCAUCACCAAUGGAGGAGAGCACUGCUACUACCAGGGGAAGGUCAGAGACAGUCCUCACUCCUUUGUGGCUGUUUCUACUUGUCAUGGACUGCAUGGGAUGUUUUUCGAUGGCAAUCACACCUACAUGAUUGAACCUGGAGGAGAGGACAGCAGCAAUGGCGAUGUCCCCAUUCACAUGAUUUAUAAAUCUGCAGGGGAGGACCUCCUCAAUGGUGACCUGCCAGAGCCGCCGUUUCCCAGCCCUCCGUUCCCCGGGUCUAAAGUACUUCACAGGAGAAAGAAGAGACAGGCUCCACAUGUGUCACACAGCGUCGAGGAUGAGAUCAAAUACAUUGAGUUGAUGGUGAUCAAUGACCAUUUAAUGUACAAGAAGCAUCGGCUUUCCGUUGGGCACACAAAUAACUAUGCUAAGUCAGUGGUCAAUAUGGCUGACAUGAUCUUCAAGGAACAGCUUAAUACUCGGAUUGUGCUUGUUGCUAUGGAAACCUGGUCAGCGGACAACAAGUUCAACAUUGAUGACGACCCCAUGGUGACCCUGAGGGAGUUCAUGAAGUACAGGAAGGACUUCAUCAAGGAGAAAUGCGACUCUGUUCACCUCUUCUCAGGGAAUCGCUUUCAUAGCAGCUGGGGUGGAGCUUCCUACAUGGGAGGCGUUUGCUCUCUCACUAAAGGAGGCGGAGUGAAUGAGUACGGGAAAACGGACGAGAUGGCCAUAACUCUCGCUCAGUCGCUUGGACAGAACAUUGGCAUCUUUUCGGACAAGAAGAAGAUCCUCAACGGUGAAUGCAAGUGUGACGAUCGCUGGACAGGCUGUAUCAUGGAUGACGUUGGUUUCUACCUGCCCAAGAGGUUCUCCGACUGCAACGUGGGGGAGUACCACAACUUCCUGAACAGCGGCGGAGGAGCGUGUCUGUUCAACAAACCUCUGAAGCUGUUGGACCCUCCAAUCUGUGGGAACGGCUUUGUGGAGCCGGGAGAGGAGUGUGACUGCGGCAGUCCAGCGGAGUGUGCCAUAGAGGGGGAUGCCUGCUGUGAGCAGUGUACUUUGACUCAAGGCUCAAAGUGUAGCAACGGACUCUGCUGCAACAGCUGCCAGAUGGAGUUCAUGGGGGUUGUGUGCCGAGAUGCAGUGAAUGACUGUGACAUCCCAGAAAACUGCACAGGAAACUCCAGCCAGUGUCCACAAAAUGUGCACAAGAUGGACGGCUACACGUGUGAAAAGGAUCAGGGUCGCUGCUUCAAUGGAAGGUGCAAAACCAAAGAUAGACAGUGCAAGUACAUCUGGGGAGAGAAGGCAAUGGCGGCCGACAAGUUCUGCUACGAGAAGCUCAACAUCGAGGGUACAGAGAAAGGCAACUGUGGGAAAGACAAAGACACGUGGAUCCAGUGUAAUAAACAAGAUGUUCACUGUGGCUACCUGCUGUGCGCCAACAUCUCACCUGCACCGCGACUCGGAGAGCUGCAAGGGGGGAUGACCUCCUUCUCCGUGGCCCAACACAGUGCCUCUCUGGACUGCAGCGGCGCUCACGUGGUGAUUGAUGGAGACACUGACCUGGGAUACGUGGAGGAUGGGACGGCCUGCAGCACAGACAGCAUCUGUUUCAAUCACAAAUGUCUCCCGAUCCAACAGUUCAAUUUCAGCACCUGCCCCGGGACGACUGACAAGAUCAUCUGCUCCGGACACGGGGUGUGCAGCAGUGAUCUGAAGUGUGUGUGUUACCUGGGCUGGACCGGAGACGACUGUAACACCACCAAUCCGCUCAGUUCUCUCGUGGUGGGGCCGACCGCCUCAGUUUCAGGUAUCACCAGUACAAACAUCAUCAUCGGGGCCAUCGCGGGCUCCAUCCUCGUCCUCGCGCUCAUAAUGGCUGCUACAGCCUGGUGCUACAAGAGCUACAAGCAGAGACGCUAUGUGGAGUCUGAGGUUCACCGAAGAUUCUGCCGGCAAAUGCCCCCAGGUGACUAUGUAACAAAGCCUGGGGACGCAGAUUCCUUUUACAGUGACAUGCCUCCAGGUGUCAGCACCAACUCCGGCUGCAGCUCCAAGAAGAGGUCAGCCUGCCUGUCGCACCUGCAGAUUUGCACCCUGUCCUUCACUCCUUCCAUCCAAUCCAUUUCUCAGAACAUCUCACUGUUUGGCUUCAGAUCUAACGGGCUGUCACACUCAUGGAGUGAGAGAAUCCCAGACGCCAAACACAUUUCCGACAUCUGCGAAAACGGGCGACCGAGGAGCAACUCGUGGCAAGGAAAUCUGAGUGGAAAUCGUAAGAAACUGAAGGGAAAGAAGUUUCGUGCUCGCUCUAACUCCACAGAGUAUUUAACCCCUCGCUUCAAAGCAGAGAUUUAUGAUGUAACUAAAUGGGUAGAAGAUGUGAAUAAAAACACUCAAGGACCUUUCCUUAGGACGUUAUCCCCCGCCAAGUCUCCCACUUCCUCCACAGGAUCCAUUGCAUCCAGCAGGAAGUAUCCGUACCCCAUGCCCCCCCUCCCCGAUGACCAGAGGAAAGCCAACAGGCAGAGUGCCAGGCUGUGGGAGACUUCAAUAUAA